Diabrotica balteata is the source of this 294-nucleotide messenger RNA. Lineage: Eukaryota; Metazoa; Arthropoda; Insecta; Coleoptera; Chrysomelidae. The record is from the annotation of a GenBank genome assembly.
AUGAACAUUACAUUUAAACAAGUAGAUACGUGUCAUAAAUCUGAUGUGCUGAAGCUGAGUAAUAAACUUAAAUUUACUGAAAGUGAAGAUGAUAAAACUAAAAUAAAAGACGAAAUAAAUAUUCAUCACAGUGCUGCAGACAAUGCAUAUGUUAUGAAGAGUAACGACACAGAAAAAGCAAAAUGUGAUAGUACUGUUAGAUGCCUCACUUUUGAUUUAAAGCAGUGUCUUUCAACUUCAUACGUAAAUUAUUCUGUUGUUUUUACAAAAACCAGUAAAGGGCAUAUAACCUAA